AUGCCGUCCUCGUUGGCUUCUGCGCCUGCUACGACCACGCCGCCCGGAGGCAUCACCAAACUCAUUCCACAGGAGGAGAUGCGGCGGCUAGCAACUAUAUACUUCGAGAAGGUGGACCCGUGCUAUGCAUUUCUGGAUCGCAAGGUGGUGUUUACUCGGAUCGCAAAGCGCUGGGAGCUCUUGCAAUCCCACACCGACUCUACGGAAAGCCCGUACGAUGCCGUUCUAUGUGGCGUGGCUGCUUUUGGAUAUCUAUUCUCGCGGCGGGAGAUCAUACCCCUUGAACUGCAUCUGGUUGAGAAAGCGCGAAAUCUUCUAGAAAGAAGUGUUCUCACCGCUGAAAUGCCAUCGGUUGACACAAUAGCAGGCUGGGUGUUACGCGCCGCAUAUCUCCGCAUGACAGCCUCACCACAUGCAGCAUGGAUGGCCAGCUGCACACUAAUGCAUUUGAUCGAAGCCGCAGGCUUGCAUCUCGAGACCCCAGAUCCAGAUACGGCAGGUCUCCUGCCCGCCUCGCCCACCGACACACAGGAUAGCACCGAAGUACAGAGUGGGGACCGUCCAAGUGAUCCCGAAACACGACGUAGACUCUUCGGCAUGGCCCGUCAUCUGAACACAUGGAUUUCAUUUGACCUAGGCCGGUCUCGCGUAAUCCUACACGGCGCCACUACUCUCUCACCCACAGCACCAGCCUCUCGCAACCCCCCGACACAAGCACCAGCCCGAGUGUCCCGUGCCGACCUAUUCCAUCUCCUCCCGCUCUCCGAAAGCCUAGAUCCAACCGGCCCAUCUCCUCAAGACCUACCAGAGCUCGAACAUGCCCUCACAUCCGUCCUCGACCUCAUCUACUCCGAGCCAUCCCUAAUCCUUGUCCAGUGUAAUUUAAUGCUCUGCAUUUACAGACGUCUGCGCGCUCUCAAUCCACACGGACCCCUCUCAUCCGACCUCCUCGAACGUGUCCUUGCACUCGCCGGCCGCGGCCUCCGCGCAGCACGGGGAAUGGUCGCCUCCACGUGCCCCUGGCACCAAGUGGCCAAUGUUCCUUUCCAAGUCGUCUGUUCCCUAUUAGCAAUCGACAAUCGAGCAGCUUUAGCACUGCUGACUGACGCAAUGCGAACUCUACGUGAAGUUCUUGCUGCUUAUGACACAUCUUCUAUGCGGGAGGCAUACUCGACUGCCUAUUUGCUCAUCGCACUACACCAACGGAGAAAGGAAGAUGACACUCGCGCCCUUGCAGAGGUCUUGCGUUUGAAUUCGGCAGCGGCAGCACCGGUUCAAGAUCUGGAUAAGCCGAUUGUCGACUCACGGCCCACGGUGGAGGCUUCGGGCCACAAUAGGGUACAGGCGCAGGCCCCGGAUGAAGUGGCACCGGUUUCUGAUACGGAGUUCUCGUGGCUUGGGGAUCUCAUGAUUGAUAUGCCCAGUCUACAAAACUUUGACUUGGAUCAGUUCUUGAUGACUGAUGUUCCAUGGCCGCUGCCUGAAAUGGGAAUCUAA
Molecule: messenger RNA, 1497 nt
Organism: Penicillium brevicompactum
Lineage: Eukaryota; Fungi; Ascomycota; Eurotiomycetes; Eurotiales; Aspergillaceae
Product: putative C6 transcription factor
Exons: 1
Coding region: 1-1497 (498 amino acids)
Biological process (GO): DNA-templated transcription; response to xenobiotic stimulus
Molecular function (GO): DNA-binding transcription factor activity; zinc ion binding; DNA binding
Source: RefSeq, a predicted model, not a curated record